Parasteatoda tepidariorum (common house spider) is the source of this 1440-nucleotide messenger RNA. Its product is annotated as cathepsin L-like peptidase. Gene Ontology annotation, molecular function: cysteine-type peptidase activity. The record is from RefSeq and is a predicted model, not a curated record. Gene Ontology annotation, biological process: proteolysis. Lineage: Eukaryota; Metazoa; Arthropoda; Arachnida; Araneae; Theridiidae.
UAUUGUGUGCUGAUAUUACUUUCCAAAAAUGUAAAUCAAAUGAGAGAGAAAGUUCCGAAUAACUGUAAUCUCGUGACUAAAUUAUUCACGAGAAUUUUUGUCAAGUGAGAGAUUAGACGUCACCGAUAAGGAAUACUUAUUUCAUUUAUUCUUGUCUUUGCAAUAUUUUAAUGCUUAUAAAUAUGAAUUAACGUAAAGAGAAUUAUUUCACUCUACUUGCAUCCCAUUGUCUCUAAUUUAUUUCUCCUAUUCGAAAAAAAAAGGACUACAGGUUAAAAUGAAAUUUUUUAUUCUACUUACCUCAUGCAUAGCUACAGCUAUGUGCUUAUCAUUUCCAUUCAAAGCUGAACUGAAUGAACACUGGAAUCUAUACAAGGAACUGUUUGGAAAGACGUAUGUUGGGCUAGAAGAAGUACAAAGACGAUUGAUAUGGGAAGAGAGGAUUGCUGAUAUUGUAAAACAUAACCUUAGAGCAGACUUGGGAAUACACUCGUUUACAAGAGGAGUCAACAAAUAUUCAGAUUUGAGUCACGAAGAAUAUAUGCAAUCUCUGAAUGGUUUCAAAGUGAGCGAUGAAGGGCAUCAUAAAAACGUAUCAGAAUGGAUUCCUCUGAAGGAUGCUGAUGUUCCUGCAGAAGUUGACUGGAGGAAAGAGGGUCUUGUAACAAAAGUCAAAGACCAGGAAGAUUGUGGAGCAUGUUGGGCAUUUUCUUCAACAGGUGCCUUAGAAGGUCAAAAUAUGAGAAAAACUGGAAAACUUGCAUCUCUGAGCGAACAAAAUCUAAUAGAUUGUGUAAAAGAAAACGAUGGUUGUGGUGGAGGAUUUAUGGAUCCAGCAUUUGAAUACGUAAAAGGAAAUCAGGGUAUUGACACAGAAGAGUCAUACGAAUACAAAAAUAAGGUUGGUUCCUGCAUUUUUAAAAAAGAAUACAUUGGAGCUACAUGUACCGGACAUGUAGAUAUUCCUACCGGAGAUGAAGAAGCUUUAAGACAAGCUGUUGCAACUGUCGGACCUAUUUCAGUUGGCAUCAAUGCGCAUCAUGAAGAAUUUCAUACAUACCGAAGUGGUAUUUAUGACCAACCUGAUUGUAAAAACAAACUCUACGAUCUUACACAUGCAGUAUUAGUAGUAGGAUACGGAAGCGAAAAUGGAGUAGACUACUGGCUAGUCAAAAACAGUUGGGGAUUAUCUUAUGGUAUGAAUGGUUAUAUUAAAAUGUCAAGGAACAAGGAUAAUCAGUGUGGCAUAGCUACUUUUGCUAGCUAUCCUUUAGUUUGAAGAACUUGAAAAUGCAUUUUCAAUUACAUAUUUAUUUAUUUAUAUACAUAAAAUCAUUUUCACUACAUUUUAUUGUUCAAUACAAUGCAUUAUAUGUUGUAUUAUUUAUUAGAAGCAUUUCAUGCAAUUCAUUGUAAAUAAAAUAUGCCAAAAUAUAAAUA